Solea solea (common sole) is the source of this 1364-nucleotide messenger RNA. RefSeq names its product ribose 5-phosphate isomerase A (ribose 5-phosphate epimerase) (gene rpia). Bases 121 to 1041 code for a protein of 306 amino acids. Gene Ontology annotation, molecular function: ribose-5-phosphate isomerase activity. Lineage: Eukaryota; Metazoa; Chordata; Actinopteri; Pleuronectiformes; Soleidae. Gene Ontology annotation, cellular component: intracellular membrane-bounded organelle. The record is from RefSeq and is a predicted model, not a curated record. Gene Ontology annotation, biological process: pentose-phosphate shunt, non-oxidative branch; D-ribose metabolic process. The transcript has 9 exons.
UUUAGUGUCUGCAGUAAAAACACACAGUUAAUGAGUGUCUGAGCUCCAGCUCCAGCCCAUGGAGCUGGUACGGAGUCCGUCUCACUCCGUCCGUGUGAGCACUGAGUUGUGGGCCGGGUCAUGUUGUGUCUCCGGGGGCGUGUCUCCUCCUUCAGUCACCUCGCAGCAGCUGCAGCUGGACUCCGCUCUUCUUCUUCCUCCUCCUCCUCCUCCACCUCCUCUCUUCCAGCAUCAUCAUCGUCAGCCUCGUCGUCCUGGAGGCAGCCAGCGUCUCCGCCUCUCUCCUCCAGCCUGAAACACGUGCGUCUGCUCGCUCACUCAGCGGCUAACAACAUGGCAGAGGAGGCGAAGAAGUUGGCCGCGCACGCCGCUGUCGACAACCACGUCCAGAACAACCAGGUGGUUGGAGUGGGCAGUGGGUCGACCAUCGUCUACGCCGUGGACAGAUUAGCGGAGAGAGUACGUCAGGAGAAACUCAACAUUGUGUGUGUGCCCACCUCCUUUCAGGCUCGUCAACUGAUCCUGCAGCACAGCCUCACGCUGUCCGAUCUGGACAGACACCCAGAGCUGGACGUCGCGAUCGACGGAGCAGACGAAGUGGACGCGGACCUGACGCUGAUCAAAGGUGGCGGCGGCUGCUUGACGCAGGAGAAGAUCGUAGCGGGCUGCGCCAAACAUUUCGUCGUCAUCGCAGACUUCAGGAAGGACUCUAAGAGUUUGGGUGAGCAGUGGAAGAAGGGAGUUCCUAUUGAAGUGAUCCCGAUGGCGUACGUUCCCGUUUCCAGGGCGAUUGUGAAAUGCUUUGGCGGAGAGGUCAACCUGCGCAUGGCUGUCAGUAAAGCAGGUCCUGUCGUCACGGAUAACAGCAACUUCCUCCUGGACUGGAAGUUUGAGCGCGCUCACAACUGGAAGGAAGUCAACACUGCGAUCAAGAUGAUCCCAGGUGUCGUGGACACGGGGCUUUUCGUCGGCAUGGCUGAGCGCGCUUACUUUGGGAUGGAGGACGGGAGCGUGCAGGUCCGGGAUCCUCCGGUCAACUGACUGCUCUCACCGCCGUCCUUCUUCUCCACUGACCUCACUUUGCCCACAAGUGCCGCGUCUUCUCGUCUCGGUCUGAACUGGACGAGACCGUCGCAGGGAAGUUUUUUUGCCUCUCAUCUCCAAACCAGCCACCAAUGCACCCUCACUUGAUUUCCCUCAUCUUGCAGUCGGUACGUCUGGCUCUGCAAGGUUUUUUAAAGUGCCCGAUGAGUGAAAUCAAGUCUCUGUUACACUGUUUUUGUUUAGUUUUGUUAUUGUUGAUUCUUCCUGUCAUGAGCAUGUUUGCCUAAAAGCCUGCAGUGCUGUGGUUCUCUGAAUCACAG